GGCGGAGGGAGGUUUGAGGGAGUGACCUCAGGAGCUGGCGGAGAUUGACGGAAUUCGACGGAGAUUUCCGAAGCGCGGCCGGAUGUGGGCGGAGAUGGCCGAAGGCCCUCCGGAGGGUGACGGAAAUGUUCGAAGUUAACCGGAGGUUCCCGAAUGAGGACGGAAAGAGACGGAAUUUCCCGAAGUUCUGGCGGAAGUUAACGAAAGGGGUGACAUCACAGGGUGUGACUGUGGGCGUCGCCAUCGGCACUGAAGGGGACAGGUGACACGCAACUGUGCCGCCGUGUGACACAGUCUGAAGUACAACCCAAAGCCUCCGCCUGCUCCUUGAACACCGCCUGCGGCAGGACGGGGCCCCGUGACGUCACUACCAGCCCAGCCAAUGAGCAUCCAGGAGGCCCGGCCUGCUGUGACCCCUCCCCGAGGAUCCCCGGAGCAGCAACACCCAGUCCAUGAGGGCCCCGCGCAGAGGUGGCCGGCGCGGGGAUGGCUCCGGUCGUGGAGGUGUCGGACGCCGGGCACUGCCGGGCGCUGCUGCUGGAGCUGAACGAGCAGCGCCUGCGAGGACAAUUCUGCGACGUCACCAUCAUCGCCGAGGACACCAAAUUCCGCGCCCAUAAAAACGUCCUGGCCGCCUCCAGCCCCUUCUUCAAACGAGCGCUGGCCCAGGAGCCCACCAGCCCCUCACCCGCCCAGGUGUUGGAGCUGCCGGACGUCCAAGCCGGCGUUUUCUCCGACGUCCUCAACUUCAUCUACAACUCUCGCUUGGCCGUUCCGUCUCCGGCGGCCGCGCGGGCGUUGGGAGCCGUGGGCCGGCGCCUCGGCAUCCCCUCGCUGCAAGGGCUGGAAGCCGGACCCCCGCCGCGGGAUAUGAACGGCACCUGGACCCCCCCACCACCGGCGGGGCCGGCGGGGGAUCCCCGCCCUCCCGCGGCCCCCGUGGACCUCACCUGCCCGGCACGGCCCGGCGAGACGGCCACGGCGAGCGGCGAGACGGCGCCGACGGGCGGGGACACGGUGACGGCGUCUCCUUCUGCGGCGUCGCCGUCGUCGCCGUCGGCGUCGCUGCGUUGCGGGCUGUGCGGCCGCGGUUUCAGCUCGGCCGCCGCGCUGGGUUUCCACGCCAAACUGCACCGCGGGCGCCGCGGGUUGUGCUGCCGGCACUGCGGCAAGAGCUUCAUCCACGUCAAGCGCCUGCAGACGCACGAGGUCGGCUGUCGCGACGGGGAAGGCGACGCCGACGGCGACGCCGGCGCCGUCACCACAACCGCUGGCGUCGCCACCGCCGCCGCCGUCGCCGCCCCCUCCGCCGCUGCCGCCCCGGCGGAGGAGACCACGGCGGCGCCGAAAGCGGCCAAGAAGGCGCUGCUGCUUCGUCACCGCGCGCUGGAACCGGGCGCGGAGCAGGAACCGCUGGUCAAGGUGGUGGACGGGCAGGUGUUGUACCUGUGCGGCGUGUGCCAGCGCUCCUACAUGACUCUGUCCAGCCUGAAGCGCCACGCCAACGUCCACUCGUGGCGCCGCAAGUACCCGUGCCGCUACUGCGACAAAGUCUUCGCCUUGGCCGAGUACCGCACCAAACACGAGGUGUGGCACACCGGCGAGCGCCGCUACCAGUGCAUCUUCUGCUGGGACACCUUCGUCACCUACUACAACCUCAAGACGCACCAAAAAGCCUUUCACGGCAUCAGCCCGGGGCUCAUCGCCUCCGAGAAGACGCCCAACGGCGGCUACCGGCCCAAACUCAACGCGCUCAAGCUCUACCGCCUGCUGCCCAUGCGCUCGCACAAGCGGCCGUACAAAACCUACAGCCAAGGCGCGGUGCCCGACGGGGCGAUGCUGCCGCCGGCGACGCCGGGAGACGCCGCCGCGGCCGCCGCCUUCCCCCCGGCGCCGCGGCCGGAACCCGCUUCGGUCAUCGCCUACGGCCGCGCCGCGCCGUCGGUGAUCGUCCGCGGCGGCAGCGGCGCCGCCUCGGUCAUCGCCUACAACGGCCGCGCGGGCGAGGAACCGCCGGGGUUGCCCGAAGGUCCGGCGGCCGCGCCGGUGACGCCGGCGGUGCCCAUCAAGAAACAGGUGCUGCGCGAUUACAUCGAGGCGCAGCGCGCGGCGGCCGCCGCCGCCGAAGCCGCCGCCGCGGCCGCCGCGCCCCAAAACCCCUCCGGAGGCGGCAACGCCGGAGCCGGCACCGGAGGCGGCCGUACCAUGACCUACGUGGCCAAACCGGCGUACGCCGGCUCGGCGGCGGGAGAGGGGCUGUGCCAGAUCACCGUGCGGAUCGGCGAGGAGGCCAUCGUGAAACGCCGCAUCUCCGGCACCGAUCUCCGCGGCGACGGCGGCGGCGCCGAGGCGCGCCGCGGCGACGACGACAACGACAGCGACGCCGAGGACCGGCUCUGGCGGCCGUAUUACUCCUACAAGGCCAAAAGGAAGGCGAGCGGCGGCGCCGCCGCGCCCGGCGCGGUUACCGGCGCCAAAAAGCCGCGUUGGCGGCGCAAGCUUCGCUCGCUGCGGCGGGGGCCGGGCGACGACGGCGACGACGACGACGGCGGCGGCGGCGACGCGCGGCGGCGUCCGCGCCGCCGCGAGCGUCACCACCCGUGCCGGGUGUGCGGGAAGAGCUUCCCGGCUCUGCGCAAGCUGCGCAAACACCAGCGGGGACACGAGGCCGCGGCGACGCCGGGGACGUCGCCGGCGACGCCGUCGCCGCCGUCGGGCCGCGUGGGCCGGAGGCCGUCGCUGCGUUUCACCUGCCCCAGCUGCGCCAAGGUGUGCAAGACGGCGGCGGCGCUGAGCCGCCACGCUCAGCGGCACCGGCGGCGCUCGCCGGGGUCGCCGCGAGGGUCGGCGGAGGGGUCUGCGCCGGGGUCGCCGCGGGGGUCGCCGGCGCCGCCCACGGUCAUCGCCUACACCCCGCCGGCCGCUGGCAAGGAGGAGACCCCCGUGGAUAAAGGGGGGGUCCCGGCGUCCCCCGGCGUCGACGGCGACGACGCCGUCGGCGACGGCGACGCUUCCGGGGGGUUCCCGGUGCAGGAGCAGCCGCUGGCGUUGCUGCGUCGGGCUGGGGGAGGGGAUCCCGAGGACGGGGGUGGGGGGACACCAAGGGGCGAUCCCCGCGUCCCCCCGGCCCCCCCCGGGUUCCCCUUGUCCUUCGGCCCCCGUUUGGUGGCCGCUUACCCCUUCCCCUUUCCCCUCCCCCUCGCUCUCGUCCUCCCCGACCCCGAGCCACGGCCCCCCCCAAUUUUGGGUUCGCUGGAGGGGGAGGGGAGCGGCCGAGGAAAGCGGGGGGGGGCACCUGAAGGGUGGGAGGGGGCCCCAAAGCGUUUUGCACCCCCAAAGGGGCCCCUCCCCCACUACAGGGACCCCUCCCCCCCACCAAGAGUCGGGGGGCCCCCCCCCCCUCCCCCUCCCCACCUCCCCCCUUCGGCACCUUAUCGGCAUCGCAGCGACAUUCCAGCAGCCCGGACCCCGGGGGGAGGGGCGAGUGUGCAAGGGGGGCCCCUGGUGCAGUUGUGA
Molecule: messenger RNA, 3516 nt
Organism: Cinclus cinclus
Lineage: Eukaryota; Metazoa; Chordata; Aves; Passeriformes; Cinclidae
Gene: ZBTB4
Product: zinc finger and BTB domain containing 4
Exons: 7
Coding region: 487-3516 (1009 amino acids)
Biological process (GO): regulation of immune system process; negative regulation of transcription by RNA polymerase II; regulation of cytokine production
Molecular function (GO): protein binding
Source: RefSeq, a predicted model, not a curated record